This is a messenger RNA of Daktulosphaira vitifoliae (grape phylloxera), 2121 nucleotides long. RefSeq lists its product as uncharacterized. NCBI's taxonomy places the organism in Eukaryota, Metazoa, Arthropoda, Insecta, Hemiptera, Phylloxeridae. The record is from RefSeq and is a predicted model, not a curated record. Bases 1 to 2121 code for a protein of 706 amino acids. Gene Ontology annotation, cellular component: endoplasmic reticulum. The transcript is spliced from 3 exons. Gene Ontology annotation, molecular function: lipid binding.
AUGAAUGUUUAUGAAGAUUCUAGUCAAUAUGAUGAUUCCAAAUCAGAAUUUCUAGAAGAAGAUGAUAACAGCGAUAGCGAUUCUGAACAACUAAAAUCCAACAUUGAAAAUAAUCAUUGGUUCAGUAUUUAUCGUAGGCGUACAAAUGUUAUAGAAAAUGCAAUAAAGAAUAACGAUAUUUAUACUAACAAUGAUGAUUUUAUCGAUAAAAGUUUAUCGGAACCUUUAUCUAAUUGUUGUUAUGAUAUAAAAGCCGAAUCUUCUAAAACAAGAUACAAAUUAAAAUUGAUUAUGUAUACUAUAGUUGGAGCAACCGGAUGUUACAUAAGUUACAAAUAUAUACCAUUUUAUAUUCAUACAUUUGUAAUUGGUGAUAGUACAUUAAAUAAUGAACCUACUAUACAACAAGCAAUGAAGACAUUAUAUCACGUGAAUCCUUGUUUAAUUUUAUAUGAUGGGUGGAUAAAUCAGUUUUUUAAUACAUAUCAUCCUGAUACUUAUAGAUUAUCGUUAACAACAUCAGUAUACUUAAAGCUCAAAGGGCCCAUUUUAAUAAUGUCAUAUCCAUAUUAUAAAAUUCCUAAAAGGUCACUUUACAAUGAAAAAAAACCAAAAUUAAUAUUUUUAAAAGAAUGUAUGUAUGAUUUGACAGACUGCAGCAUCGUGUUACUACCUCAAAAUUUGACCAAUAAAAGAAAAUGGAACAAAAAAUUUCCGAUAUGCAUAGAGAUAAAAACAGAUUCAUUAAUAGGUAUUCGAAGACCUUCGAAAUCUAAACGUUUUAUUAUAGAUACAGAAGACAAAUGGUUUUAUAAAGAUCUAAUUACUAUUUCAGAACAAGCCGAAAAUAUCUAUAAAAAAAUGUUUGAAGAUGAAAUUAUAGAGUUUAAGGAUUACUAUUGUUUUAAGGAAGGAAAUUUUUAUAGUGAGAGUAACUCAAAUGACACAAAAACUGUUUUUCAAUCAGAUUUCAAAAAUGAGUUAAAAUUUGAUGAUUCAGAACCAAGUUGGUCUAAAAAUCAAGAUCAAAACAUCAAUUUUGAAGACGAAAACUUAAUAGAUAGCAAAUGGAAAACAGAUAGAGAUAAAUUAUAUAUAUUUGCAAGAAAUGAACCAGAAAAAGAACUUUGGUUUCAUCGUUUUAACCUCGCAGCCGUGUAUAGUUCAUCUAAUGAAAUCUUAAGAAAGAGAAAGAUUGAAUCACGUUUUAAACUUCUACAAGCAUACUUUGUUUACAUGUAUAAUGCGUAUGAACUUUCAGUAGUGCCGCUAAUACAAAAUGAAGAUAAACUUUUAAGUAAUAUGUCCAAAGGGCAAGGAUUUUUAUGGUUGAAUAUGGUUCUUGGUCGUGUAUGUUUUGAUUACUUAAAAAAUCCUAAAACGCUCGAAAUACUUGCUGAUAAAUUUCAAAAAAAAUUAAAUGCAUUAAGAUUGCCUAAAGUAAUGGAAAUUAUAGUUAUACGGAGUUUAUGUUUUGGCAAGGGAGAAAUCCCGACUAUUCGUUUUGCUUCAAAACCAUGGAUGAAUCAUCGUGGCUUAUGGUUUGAAUUAGGCAUUGUUUAUAAUGGUACUUUUCAAGUUAUCGUUGACACUAAAAUAGACAUAAUGAAAUUACAAAAAAAAGAUGCACUACAAAUAAAAGAAGAAGAUAAUGAAAGCAAAAAUUCAAACAAAAGUCAGAAUAGUGUAUAUGAACAUUUUACACGUGAAAUAAUUGCUGAAGAACAAAUACCUCAAGAAUCACUUCCUCACCAAGAAACUCGAAUGGAAAAAUUUAUAAAAUAUAUUUUGUCAUCUAGUAUUUUUGAAUUGAACUAUGUGAAACAAAUUUUAGAAAAUGUGGCCAAAAAAGAGUUCAGAUUAGUUAUAGUAAUUAAGCAAUUGGUAGGAACACUUGUAGUCAACAUGCCACCUCCACCUACUGACCGCGUUUGGAUUUCUUUUAAAGGAUGUCCUCAAAUAACAUUUGAAGCAAUGCCAAAAGUUAAUGAUACAAAUGUACCAUUAAUUAAUUUUUUAACUAAGUUAUUACAUAAUGUAUUAAUUAAAGAAUUUGAAAAAAUUAUUGUUUUACCAAAUAUGACCGACUUUUCAAUACCAAUGAUGAAUAGUGAGUAUUAA